Puccinia triticina is the source of this 1638-nucleotide messenger RNA. RefSeq lists its product as uncharacterized. The coding region runs from base 1 to 1638 and encodes 545 amino acids. The record is from RefSeq and is a predicted model, not a curated record. Gene Ontology annotation, molecular function: ATP binding; cAMP-dependent protein kinase activity. Gene Ontology annotation, cellular component: nucleus; cAMP-dependent protein kinase complex. Lineage: Eukaryota; Fungi; Basidiomycota; Pucciniomycetes; Pucciniales; Pucciniaceae. Gene Ontology annotation, biological process: peptidyl-serine phosphorylation. The transcript is spliced from 4 exons.
AUGGCGCCGAACAAACUGAGCUCGUUUGCGUUCAACCAGCAGCCGCCGCCGCCGAACUACUACCAGCUGCCGCCAUCGCCCCUGUCGGCCUCGACGAUCUUCGACAGUCUCGAGCUGCCCUCGCCGGCCUCCUCAGCCGACCCCUCUCCGCCCCCGGGCCAUCCCCUCAAGCAGCACUACCACCAGCAGCACCCGCUGCUCGUCCGCCCCCCCGCCCAGCGCAUCGGCCCCCCCGCCAUCCACUCCGCCCAGUCUGCACGCUUCGGCCCCGCGUCGAUCAGGAUCCCCCCGCCCCUCAGACAGGCCGGCGCCCUCCAGGAAGAACUCAUCGCCCCCAUCCUCUCCGCCCCAAGCAGACUGGAGUCGAAGCUGUGCCCCCACCUCGACUCGCCCGCCUACCCCCCGCCACCGUCCCUCUACCCCGCCGACCACCCGAGCCAACAGCAGCAUGUGUUCUGCCAGGGCAAACAGUUCGGCCUCUCGCUCCGGGACUUCCGCGUGGUCUGCACCCUGGGCACGGGCACGUUCGGCAAGGUCCUGCUGGUCAGACUCGACCGUCCGCUCCCGCCCCCCGACCACCGUCGACCGGCGACAGAGGAGCAGCAGCAGCAGGGAUACUACGCCAUCAAGGUGCUCGCCAAGGCCCAGGUGGUCCGGCUGAAGCAAGUCGAGCACGUCAACUCGGAGAAAGACCUGCUGGCGCUCGUCUCCAGCCGGGCGGGCUGCCGGCUGAGCCAGUUCUUCGUCAGCCUCAUGUGCACCUUCCAGGACCACAAGAACCUCUACAUGCUGCAAGAGUUCGUGUCGGGCGGCGAGCUGUUCAGCCACCUGCGGCGCGCCGGCCGGUUCGGCGCCGACGUCGCCCGGUUCUAUGCCGCCAACGUCGUGCUCGCCUUCGAGGGGCUGCACGAGCUGGACAUCAUCUACCGGGACCUGAAGCCGGAGAACCUGCUACUGGGGACGAACGGCUACCUGAAGCUGACGGACUUCGGCUUCGCGAAGCGGGUGCCCGACCGGACCUGGACGCUCUGCGGGACGCCCGAAUACCUCGCGCCGGAGAUCAUCCAGUCCAAAGGGCAUGGCAAGCCGGCGGAUUGGUGGGCCUUCGGCGUGCUCAUCUACGAGAUGCUCGCCGGCCACCCGCCCUUCUUCAACCCCGACGCCUCCCUCGCCGCCGGGCCCUUCGCCAUCUACGAGAAGAUCCUCCAGUGCAGCCUCCACUUCUCCCCCUCCGCCGCCGCCUUCGACCCCGCCUCCAUCGACCUCAUCUCCCGUCUGCUCGUCGUCGACCGCUCCAAAAGACUCGGCAACCUCAAAGGCGGCAUCCACGACAUCAAGGCCCACCCGUGGUUCCGCGGCGUCGACUGGGCCCUGCUGGCCCUGCAAGCCAUCCCCGCCCCGAUUCUGCCCAAAGUCUCCCAGCCGGGAGACUCGUCCAACUUCGACCGAUACCCGCACGUCCUGAUGGACGACCUCCCCGGCUUCCUGCCCAGCCCGCCCCAAGCCUUCCCCAGCCGGCUCGACAAGUACAAGCGAGACUCGCCAUCCCCCACCCUCCCCUCCUACCACCCCUUCUCCUCGCCCCCGCUGGCCCCCGAGGACCCGUUCCGUAUACAUUGCUUGGAGUAUGCUGUUUAG